Messenger RNA from Vanderwaltozyma polyspora DSM 70294, 2199 nucleotides. RefSeq lists its product as uncharacterized. The record is from RefSeq and is a predicted model, not a curated record. NCBI's taxonomy places the organism in Eukaryota, Fungi, Ascomycota, Saccharomycetes, Saccharomycetales, Saccharomycetaceae. The transcript has a single exon. Gene Ontology annotation, molecular function: protein binding; RNA polymerase II cis-regulatory region sequence-specific DNA binding; chromatin DNA binding. Bases 1 to 2199 code for a protein of 732 amino acids. Gene Ontology annotation, biological process: regulation of gene expression.
AUGCAAGCGUUGGUCCAAACUCAACCUUUGCAAUCUACACCAGUUUCUUUACAACAAGUUCCUCCAAAUGUUAAAAAUAUUGAUCCUAUAGUCCAGUCUACUGCUGAUACUUGGCUAUCUAUAGCUUCCUUAGCUGAAACUCUUAAUGACACUACAACCCUAAUAAGAGCCUAUCACUCUGUGUUAGCUCAUGAUCCUCUUAGUGUCACUGCUUUGGUAUCGUUAGCCAAUUUUUAUCGUUCAACUGAUGCUUUCGAUAAGGCUGUUCAUUAUUAUGAAAAAGCUGUAGCUUUAGAUUCUACUCUAGCUGAGGUCUGGUCUUUAUUAGGCCAUUCAUAUUUAAUGUUGGAUGAACUACAAAAGGCUUAUAACGCUUACCAACAGGCUUUAUAUCAUUUAGCUGACCCUAAUGUACCAAGAUUAUGGCAUGGUAUCGGGAUACUAUAUGAUAGAUAUGGUUCUCUCGAAUAUGCAGAAGAGGCAUUUGCCAAAGUGUUGGAAUUAGAUCCAAAAUUUGAUAAAGCAAACGAAAUAUAUUUCAGAUUAGGUAUAAUUUACAAACACCAAGGAAAAUUUAAUCAAGCUCUAGAUUGUUUUAAUUAUAUAUUGACAAAUCCGCCACAACCAUUGAAACAGUGGGAUAUUUGGUUUCAGAUCGGUAACGUUUUGGAAAAUAUAGGUGUUUGGGAAAAUGCUAAAAUUGCUUAUGAAAAUGUCCUAUUACAAAAUGAUAGACAUGCCAAGGUCUUACAACAAUUAGGUUGCUUAUACGCAAUGAAUAAUAAUUUAAAUUUUUAUAACCCUGAAAAGGCUCUCAAUUAUUUACUUCGUUCCUUAGAGGUGGAUAGUGAAGAUUCAACUACAUGGUAUCACCUUGGUAGAAUUCAUAUGAUUAGAAGCGAUUACAAUGCUGCUUAUGAAGCAUUUCAACAAGCAGUCAAUAGAGAUGCGAGAAAUCCAAUAUUCUGGUGUUCUAUUGGGGUAUUGUAUUACCAGAUUUAUCAAUAUAGGGAUGCUUUAGAUGCUUAUACAAGAGCAAUUAGAUUAAAUCCAUACAUUAGUGAAGUAUGGUAUGACUUAGGUACAUUAUAUGAAACCUGUAACAAUCAAUUAACUGACGCGCUGGACGCUUACAAACAAGCGGCAAGAUUAGAGCCUGAUAAUACUCAUAUUAGAGAAAGAUUGGACGCUCUUACAAAUCAACUAUCAACUCAACAGGGAAAUAUUAAUCAAAAAAUAGAAUAUCAAAAAAAGAAUGAAAAUAUUCCAUUAAUGCUACAACCGACUUUACAACCAGAUCUAUUAAAUCCUCUAAAUAUGGGACAAAAUUAUAAUAAAGUACACCUAAACCCGACUAUUUUACCAAAUCAGGCACUUCAUCCUAUAGGACCACAGCCUCCAUCAUUAAUUCCACCAAUUUUAAAUCAUGAAAAGUCACUUCCUCAAAAAAGACCAUUUGAAAACAAUAUCAACAAGUUAGUUAGUGCAGCUGUUUCAAAUUCAAAAUCCUCGAAUAAAUCCACCCCACAGUCUGGACAACAAAAACAAAAAAGAGCCAAAACCAAAAAAUCUGUAAAUAAUUCUAAAUCUCAAAUUACAAAGAAUGCUGAUAAUCCAAGUUCAAAAAUUUUAUCCAAGAGUAUAAAUAUAGCCACACAGAGUAGUAAGUCUAAUGGGAAAGAAACCAAAAACAAAUCUGUAAAUAUAAAAGAGAAAAAUAGCGCCAAAGGAUCAUCUAAAAAAUCGAAGUCAUCAGAAAAGACAAAGUCUGAUUAUCAAAAAAUUAAUAACAAAUCGAAUUCAAAUAAGAAUGUGACAGUAUCUGAUAAGAAAGUGACAAAUGUAGCUGAAAAAAUUGAAAAAGAAGAUAAUAAGAUGGCGAAGAUUGAAAAUUUGAGUAAAAUUGAGAUUAAAAAUACUAAUGAAUGUGUUAAUAAACCAGUACUUUUACCAAUACAAAAUUUGGCAUUAGAGCCUGAUAGAGGAAUAAAUAUUGUUAAUACAAAGAGUGUAGCAAACUCGUCGAUACCAAGAAGUGGCAUUGAUAAUUUGAUCAAUGCAACAAAAUAUACUGCGGAAAAUCAUGACCCCAUGGCAGUUAAAAUUCAGUUACCGAGAUUAAAGGAAAUUACUGGACAUAUUGGACCUACUAUUCCUAAUAAAACGAAUAUGCAUGAGAAUUCUCAUGAUUUAAAUUAA